AUGCCGCCGCUGCAGUCCUCCGCCUCUGCGCUCCGUGGGCUCAACAACAGCCGUCGUCCGGCCUGCGCCGCCUCUCUCCAGCACCUCGGACUCCUCCGCAGCUCCCGUCCUCCUGAUCGGGGAUCUGGGCGCUCGUUCUCCCACCACAUCGCCUCUGAAAACGCCAUUCCCUCCAUCUGGUCUCAUCGUUCAGCCACUUCCGCAUUACGUCAUCACAACAAUCCACACACCACACCUCCUGGAUUCACCUGCAUUGACAACCCCGGUUCAGAUGGACGGGGUGGCGGCACUGCAGUAAUUUUCAAUAAGGACAUUAAAUUAACUCCCAUAUCCCUCACAAACACCCACUCCUUCGAACACACUGCCUUCAAACUGUCCGGUCCCUCUCCACUUGUCACUGCUGUCAUCUACCGUCCCCCAAAGCCCAACACCUCCUUCCUAUCAGAACUCACAGACUUUUUGACCCAGUUAAGUGCCAUCUCCUCAUCCAUCCUCCUGCUCGGUGACUUCAAUUUUCACAUUGACAAUCCAAACUCCAAACCUGCUGCUGAAUUCCUGGACCUUCUCACCUGCUUCAAGUAUGUAAAUUUUCCCACACACAAUCACGGCCAUAUUCUCGAUCUCAUCUGCUCCACUGGUCCCACUAUACACAACCUUUCCAGCCAUAACCUAAACAUAUCGGAUCACUUAGCCAUCACAUUCAGCAUACACAUUCCCCUCACAGCCCCCAAAACAAAACGUGAAAUAACCUUCAGAAACCUCAAAUCCAUCGAUCCACCUGCACUUUCAGCCCUUCUCACCACCAAACUGACCACCUCCCCUCCACCACCGUCCGAUAACCCCUCUGAUCUGGUCUCUCAUUGCAACAACACUCUCUCCUCCUGCCUCGAUGAACUUGCCCCCACCAAAACAAAGACAGUGUCUUUCACCCACACAGCCCCCCGGUACACCCCCGAGCUCCAUCAGAUGAAAUCCUCCAAGCGCCAGCUUGAGAGACUGUGCAAAAAAUCUGGUCUUACUGUGCAUUUACAAAUCUACACAGAAUACAUUCAGCAAUACAAAGAUGCACUCAACUCUGCUCGGUCCUGUUAUUACUCCAACCUUAUCCACUCCGGCUCCAAUAACCCCAAGUUAACACAAAUUUUAUCUGGUAUUAAAACUCCAACAUGCUCCCUGGAUCCCAUUCCCUCCUCACUCAUUAAAACCUGUCUUCCCAUAAUCUCUCCACUCAUCACUCAAAUCAUAAACUCCUCACUCUCAUCCGGAUCUGUCCCACAGUCUCUCAAGCUGGCUGCCAUCACCCCCAUUCUCAAAAAACCUGGUCUCGACCCCGACAACCCUGCAAACUUCCGGCCCAUUUCCAACCUUCCCUUUCUGUCCAAAGUCCUCGAACGAGUCAUUGCUUCUCAACUCCAAACCCACCUCAGCUCAAACAGUCUAUAUGAACCCUUCCAGUCCGGCUUCCGUUCAAAACACAGCACUGAAACAGCUCUAUUAAAAAUCACCAAUGAUCUCCUCCUCUCUUCUGAUUCUGGCCAUCUUAACAUCCUCAUCCUCCUGGAGCUCACUGCAGCUUUCGACACCAUCAGCCACUCCAUCCUCCUGUCUCGCCUCAAAUCCACCCUCAACAUCACCGGCUCCGCUCUGUCCUGGUUUCAGUCAUACCUCUCCGAUCGUCAACAGUUCGUCCACAUCAACCGCUGCUCCUCCUCCAUAGCCCCCCUGCCACAGGGCGUUCCCCAAGGUUCGGUGCUUGGUCCUCUCCUCUUCAUCCUCUACAUCCUCCCCCUCGGCAACAUCAUCCGUCGUCACGGUCUCCGCUUCCACUGCUACGCUGAUGACAUACAACUUUACAUCUCCACCACAUCCAUACACCCCAACAUCCACUCCACCCUCACCCAGUGCCUCACAGACAUCACAACAUGGAUGAAUCACAACUUUCUCAAACUAAACAGUGACAAAACAGACAUCAUCAUCAUCGGUCCUCACAACAUCACCAAAUCCGCACAACAGUUCACCUUAGAUAACUCUACACUCACUCCAUCCCCGCUGAUCCGCAACCUCGGUGUUCUCCUCGACCCCACUCUAUCAUUUGACCCCCACAUCAAACACAUAACCCGGACUGCAUUCUUCCACCUCAAAAACAUAGCUCGACUCUGCCCAUCACUCUCCUUCUCUGCUGCUGAAACUUUAGUCCAUGCUUUCAUCACUUCCAGAAUCGACUACUGCAACAGCAUUCUUUACGGUACACCAUCCAAAACCCUCAAUAAACUACAGUACAUUCAAAACUCCGCUGCCCGCCUCCUCACCCACACCCGCUCCCGUGAACACAUCACCCCUGUCCUCCACAAGCUCCACUGGCUCCCCGUCCCUCAGCGCAUCCACUUCAAACUCCUCCUGAUCACCUUCAGAGCUCUCCAUCAUCUGGCCCCUCCAUACCUCACAGACCUGCUCCACCUCCACACUCCAUCUCGCUCCCUCCGCUCCUCCUCCUCCACCUCCACCCUGCUGUCCUUGCCAUGUAGGACCAGAAAGAGAGCUGUGUCAAGAGUCACUUUGUCCUGUCGGGAUGUGGACGCCCUGACGGCUCUGUGCAAAAUUUAA
Salarias fasciatus (jewelled blenny) is the source of this 2604-nucleotide messenger RNA. RefSeq lists its product as uncharacterized. Gene Ontology annotation, molecular function: catalytic activity. Bases 1 to 2604 code for a protein of 867 amino acids. Lineage: Eukaryota; Metazoa; Chordata; Actinopteri; Blenniiformes; Blenniidae. The transcript has 5 exons. The record is from RefSeq and is a predicted model, not a curated record.